GACCAGAUCAUGGGUGCCCUGAUUGGCGACAAGGGCAAGCCGCCGUCCUUCGGCAACGUGAAGAAGCCGGACUAUUUCGACUGGAGUUUCAAGUUCAAGGCCUUCAUAGGCAACCAGAGCAGGAAGGCGCUGGAAGGCAUGAAUCAGGUGGAGUAUAGCCAGAACGCGCUGGACUACGGCAACUACGACGACGAGCGGCGGCAGAUGCCACACAGCUUGUAUUCCAUGCUCACGAUGUACACAGAGGGCACGAGGCUGAGCUACCAGUGCGACCCGCAGAACAUGGGUAGCAUCCUCUUUCGGCUGAUGAAGGUGUUGGAGUUCGAUUUCGGCGGCGAGUCGGAGUUCCUGGACAACCUCGCAAAGUUCGAGAACCUGAUCGAGGAGUACGAGAAGUUGUCCAAGGAGGCCCUCAGCGACAACAUCCGCUCGGCGGUGCUGAUCGAAGACAUCCAGUGGAACACGAUCAAGAAGGUCACGUCAUACUACCUGCUGACGAAGCAGUCCAUGCCUGGAGGACCGGCGCCGAUGGGCGUCGGCUGGACUCAAACAGGCGGCAAGUGGGACCGACGGCCUGGCAAGUACGGCGACUGGAAAGGCGACAAAGGUAGAGACUCAAAAGGCAAGGGUAAGGACUCGAAAGGCAAAGGCGCGGACAAAGGCGACAAGGGCGGCGAGGUUGAUGGCAAGCCGGAGUUCCAGGGACACUGCGGUCGAUGCGGUAAGUGGGGCCACAAGCAGAAGGGCUUCUACGCCAAGAUCAACGAGGUGGACACGGGCGACUGGAGCAGCUGGAACGUGGGCUGGAACACCGACGGCUGGGGCAAGAGCUGGCGUGGCCAGCAGAUCCAGGGCCAUGGCGACCCCGCCCCAGCGCAGCCCAGCAAGGAGACCACCGCUGCUGCGGCAACGACCGCGUCGGUCGAGUGCCAGGUGUGCGGCGACGAGUCGGCCUGGAUUUUCGCGGUCGCCACGUACGACGGCUCUAAGGGCACGCGCGUGGGACAGGUGGUCGACGCGAUGGUCGACGCGGGCGAGAAUCGGUCGGUGUGCGGUCCGCAGGACUUCCCAGACUACCCGAUCAUCCAGGACACGAAGCUGGAGAUCAAGGUCGCGACUGGGGCGAAUAUCAGGCACUACGGCGACAAGCAGGUGAACCUGAGGGCGGAGUCUGACGACGAAAUCAAUGUGAAGAUCCACGUGACAGAUGUGACGAGGCCGAUCCCGAGCGUGACCAGCAUCAAUAUUGCAGGUGCUGGAGUGGAGUUCCCGCCAUCCAGUGCGAGGGGCUCGGCUUCGAUCACGAGGGAUUCGAAGAGCGGGCGACAGCGGCUUGGGCUGAUUACGGCGUUCGGGCUGUUGUUCCUGCGCGCGACGGUCAUGGCCUGCGCGGGGGCGAAGCACGGAGGGCACGGUCUGGUCGUCAACGUCGCGGCCACGGACGACGCGACCCCGUUCUCGGUGCAGGAGGUCGACCAGCCCAUCGAGCCGGCUGCGAGGCCGGAGGCUACGGCGGUGACAGCGCCGAGAGAAUCUACGAAGGCGGAGAGGGAGGCCCACGAGGCGCGUCGUGACGAGAAGGCGCACCCAGUCAUGAACGCGAUAAACAGCGCAUACCACGCUGCGGCUUCAGUCUGGUGCGAGGCGAAGGGCAGUGGAGACACGUUUGUGGUUAAAUGCCUCCAGCGCUACGUGGAGAAGCUGGGGCGCGAGAAGGCGAUCGCGCAGUGCGGCCCCGAGAACGCGGCCAAGGAUGCGGCGAUCAAGGUUGCCCGGGAUGUCGGCAACAAGGCCAUCGGGGGCAAGUACGGGAUCGCGAUUGAGCUGGGGCGCCCGAUCAUGGCAUGGAUCGCGCGCCACGCGUCGUGGACACACGAUCGGUUCCUGGUCCACCGCUCGGACUACAAGACGUCGCUCGAGCGCCAGAACGAGAAGCACUACGAUAAGAAAGUCGCACCCCUUGGCGAGGCGGUGAUGCGGAGACAGCCUGGGCCCAUCGCGGCGAAGUUCGAGACCGCGUGGGGCUGCGGGAUCCACUCGGGGAGGUCGCUCGAGGGCGACGCCCGCAUCUGCGGGGCGCGCCGGGGCAUCAUCAUGGCGAGGUCCGCGCGGGGGCUCGUGGAGAGCGAGCGCUGCGACAAGCAGCUGCCCCUGGCCAUGCGAGGCACCCCCUCGGACCUGAAGGCGGCCGACGCGUCGGACGCCGAGCCCGCCCCCGAACCCGAGAGGGCGGCGGGGAGCGUGGAGCCGCAGAGCGCGGCUGGCAAGAUAUCCAGCGACGACGGCGGCGCGCCUGCAGGGGGCGAGGCGCCGCCCACGGAGAGGAAUAUCGGCGCGGUGACGAUCGCCAACGUGACGGAGCUGGGCUACCCUGGUGGCGCCGAGCUCCACGCCCCUUGCGAGCUCGACCCGAACUUCGAGCUGCUGGAGGAGGCCUGCUACGACGACGAUGACGGCGAGCACCUCGAUCCGAACAAGGCCCACGAGGGGGCCAAGAGGGGGGCCAACUGCAUGGGGCCCCUCGGCGUCGGGGGCCCCGCGCCGCGCCCGCGCGACAAAGAGGUGUGGGGCACGAGGUGGCGCCACCGCAAGAAGGGCGAGGGCGCGCGGAGCAGGUUCGUCGCGAGGCAGUUUCAGGACGCGCAGGCGGGCGACUUCAUCGCCUGCGCUCCGAGGACGGAGGCCGUGAGGACGCCGAUGGCGGCGGCGCUGCUGCUCAAGCGCGCGGCCGCGACGACGGACUUCAGCGCGGCCUUCACGCGCGCGCCCGUGAAGGACGGGGCGGGGAUCUACGUGGAGAUGCCGCCUGCGGAGCCCGCCAUAUACCAUCACAUCGAGAAGGGGGUCAGGGUUGUAGUCCACGCGGACGAUCCUCUUGCCCCUGGUCCAGCGCGGCGCGUUCUCGACGAGUUAUUCGACAAGCUCGCGGAGCACCUCGUGAUCAUGGGCCGCUUCGUCCUGGGCGAGGAACCCGUGAUCUACCUCGGCUCGUCGCUGCAGCGGUUCGGCGACGUGAUCGUGGAGAAGAGCAAGCCUGGGCGCGUGGAGAGCGCCCUCGAGGCCGCGGGGAUGACCGGCUGCCGGCCUGUGGGCACGGCAGGCGCCAGGCCAGACCUGACCGAGCCUGGCGCAAAGGAACCGCUCAACAGCGAGGAGCACUCGCUGUAUCGGCUGGACGUGAUGUACCCGCUGAGGCAGCUCGGUUGGCGGCUGAGCGAGCCGCGGAAGGCCGACGUGAAGUGCCUGAAGCACCUCUUCCGCUACCUCAACGGGACCCGCGACAUGGCGAUGGUCCACCGCGCUUCCAAUGACUGGAAGCGACUCCGAGGUAGCACCGACUCGGACUGGGCAGGAUGCCACGAGAGCAGGAAGUCGACCUGCUGCGGGAUCGUGCGCUGGUGCGGUGCGGCCAUAAGCUCGCACGUUCGCACGGAAUCGGCGCUGGCCCAGUCGAGUCCCGAGGCCGAGUACCUAGGAGCAGUGGAGUUGGCGGCGGAAGUGCUCUACGUGCGGGAGAUCGUUCGCUUCAUGGGUUUCGACGCGUCGAUGGAGAUCGAGUGCGACGCGACAUCCGCCAUCGCCAUCGCCACGCGACGCGGACUCGGACGCCCACGACAUCAUGAGGUGAAGUGGCUCUGGCUUCAACAGCUUGUUGGCACGGGCCAGAUCAAGAUCGCGAAAGUGAAGGGCAUCGAGAAUGCCCCAGACGUUGGCACGAAGUUCCUCUGCAAGGCGGCGCUCGAAAAGUGCAGGUCCAUGCUCGGCCUGGCGGCGGUCGACGGGUUCGGCAGCGCGGUGGUCGCGGCGCUGAGCGCGGGGAGAUCGGCGCGAUUCCUGGCGACUCUCAUGAUUCCUGUGAGCGGCGCGAGAGCGGAACCUGACCAAGACAGAGGAGGACUCGAGCCGCUCAUGAUGGUCAUGCUCGCCUGGACCCUGAGUUGCGUCAUCAUCGGUCUGCUGUUCGGCUACCUGCGCGCGCACUUCAGAGCAUGCACGACGAAAGCGACGACGCCGACGGGACCGACUGCGUCGAGUUUCUCUACGGAGAUGCCGACGGAGCUGACGGUCGAGACGACGACGGCGGGGGCGACGGAGCCGACGUCAGUACCACCACCUGUGACCUGGGAGGGCGUCCUCGAAUGCAGCUGGUAUACCACCUCGACGUGGUAA
Molecule: messenger RNA, 4170 nt
Organism: Prorocentrum cordatum
Lineage: Eukaryota; Dinophyceae; Prorocentrales; Prorocentraceae
Source: the annotation of a GenBank genome assembly